AUGGGGAAAAGAGGGCAGCUAAACAAACCUCAGUGGUGCACAUAUGGUAAUGGGAGCAAAGCUGCAGAGGAUUCAAAAGGAGACACAGGAGUGGCUGUCCCCACACCUGAAAGCUUUUAUCCUCCAGUUGAUGAGCCUUCCAUUGGCACUGAAGAACUGGAUUUGUCUGAGCGUCAUGAAAGGAAAAAAAUAUUCAGUGGAAAAACCUUUGUAUUUCUAACUGCCAAGCAGCACAAGAAACUAGGUCCAGCAGUUAUUCUUGGAGGAGGGGAAGCAAAAUUGAUGAUGGAAGGAAGAAAAGAAACAUCUUUACUGGUUUCUCCUGAAGUUUGUGUUGUUGAUGUAGGGUUGACAUACUCUCAGAUCCCAGGAUCUGACUCCAUGAGACACUGGACUGAUUCCAUUCUGACUAUCUUGCAAAGCAAGGAUCUCAGGGCUAUUCCGGAGGCAGAAAUUGGAUUGGCAGUUAUCUUCAUGUCUACAGAAGAAUACUGCAACCCUCAAAAGCAGCCUGGUAACAAAGCUGUAACUAAAAGUACUUCUGCACCAGCUGUUGUAGCGCGAGCUAUUUCUCAAAGUUUGGCUGUGGAUGAAACAAUAAUGCCAACUGCUGCAGAUAACAGCACAGGAUAUGUAGCUGAUACAGAAAUAGAAGAGCAGACAUGUACGGAGAUAGAGAAUACUCCCCAGGUGGACAGAAGAGAGAAAAUUGCUUUCCAGGAUAUAACCAUUGUAAAGAAAAACCCUAGCACAAGUGGCAAUCUAAAUGCAGGAACGUCGGUAUCUAGAGUGAACAGAACAUUUGGCUUUAGUCAAAAAAGUGAUCCUGUCUCGCCAUCUAAAAUUCCAGAAGCUGGUAAAACUAGUGAGAGUGCUUCACGUCACCAGACUAACUCAAUUACAAAUUACUUCCAGGUAGCUAGAAAAAGAGAUGAAGGAGAAGAAACAUCUGUACCCAAACUAGCAAAACUGGAGGAAAGGUCGUCGCCUGUUUCCAAGUGCACUGAACCCACAGCUUCUUCAGUGUGGAACAGGGAAGCAGAACUGCAUCAAAAGGAAAAUAACAUCCUGGACCCAAACCCAAAUUUUGCAUUAGAAGAGACAGGUAUAAAGCUUACAAGGGAAAGUGGCAAACUAGCAAGUGAUAAAACAGACACUAAAAUUACUUCUAGUGAAAAGCGUGCACCAAAGAAGAGAAAGGAGUUAGAUGAUUUGUCUGAAGAUACAGAAGCCCUAGAAAUUGUGUUUGGAAGCAGAGACCUAGAUUGGGAAGAUCAAGUAGCAGAUCGUGACCAGGAAGCUCAAGGCAAUAUACCAAAAAAAAGAUGUUUGGAAGCCAAAGGAAGCCCGAUUCAAGAAGUAAAUGUAAAGCAGAGAGAGGAUAAUAAAAUAUUGAAAGAAGAGAAACUUGGACCAGUUCUAACUUCAGAAAUGGAAAGUGAGAUCAAGCCAGAGUCACCAAUCUUGGUAAGAAACCAGCUAACUAACCACAACAAACUUCAAGAUGACUCCAACAAUCUUCCUAGCAGACUUCUCUUGACCGAGUUUAGAUCAUUGGUUGUCAGCCAUCCAAGACAGAACAGUCAGCUUAGUGGAAAUACCAGCUCCGGGGGAAAGAAAAAUUUCAAAAUGUUCAAAAAGGUAGCUUAUCCAGGGGCAGGACAAAUUCCAUACAUUAUUGGAGGAUCAGAUUUGAUUGCUCACCAUGCUAAAAAGAAUUCAGAGCUAGAAGACUGGUUAAGGCAAGAAAUGGAGGAACAGAACCGACAUGCAAGAGAAGAAUCACUUGCUGAUGAUCUCUUUAGAUAUGAUCCUAAUGUGAAAAGGAGAAGAUAA
Phaethon lepturus (White-tailed tropicbird) is the source of this 1836-nucleotide messenger RNA. It is a transcript of the gene NBN, whose product is annotated as nibrin. Lineage: Eukaryota; Metazoa; Chordata; Aves; Phaethontiformes; Phaethontidae. Gene Ontology annotation, cellular component: Mre11 complex. Gene Ontology annotation, biological process: double-strand break repair via homologous recombination; mitotic G2 DNA damage checkpoint signaling. The transcript has 13 exons. The record is from RefSeq and is a predicted model, not a curated record. Gene Ontology annotation, molecular function: damaged DNA binding. Bases 1 to 1836 code for a protein of 611 amino acids.